UUUUUUUUUUUUUUUUUUUUUCUCUCGGCGCCAAACGGACGACUGGCGCGUUGAAAAGAUAACACCUCCAUACGCACUCGCAAAGGAAAUUAUAUUAAUGAUUCACGGCUCUUGUGUCGCGAUUAGUCACAUUUUCCUCGGCCGCAGUUGCGCGCAGUCCGAAGAAAAAUAGAAAAAAGUUUCCACCUUCGACUUUUCCUUUAUCUCCUUUCAAGUCCUGGUGAGACAAAGUGAAAUUAAAAAAGAAGGUACAACCAAUAAAGUGGUGAUAUAUAUAUAUAUAUAUAUAUAUAUAUAUAUACGCGACAUCCGAUGGCCAGUAUCGCUCGAGUCGCGAAAAGCCUCGUUGGUGUUUCAAAAGUGGUAUCUACUGGCGACAUGGUUGGCAGGUCCUUGGAUCGUCGUUAAGGGUCACGGGGUAAGCGCAAAAAUCGUCAAUCACGAUGAUGGGGAGGAAAAGUCACCCCGUGUGGCUGUGCGCGUGGCUACUGCUGGCCACUUGCGUCGCUAUCGUGCCAGCCGAGGAGGAGGAUAACGGGGGCGAGGAGAAGCAACCGAAACAGCAAAACCGGCCAAAGGGCAUCUGUGCCCUCGAUGGCUGCAACUGUUCCGUCAAGGCGCACCACUGGGUCUUCGUCAAGUGUAACUUCACCGACGACCAGGACGUUGAAAUAUCGGAGGGCAUGAUACCCGAGGACACGAUAGAGGUCGAAGUGAAGCAUUGCCGGGAGCUGAGGAUCCAGGCCGACGCGUUCACGGGGGGUAGCCAGCUGAAGCGCGUCCGAGUCUCGGGAAUCGACAGCGUCGUCGCUAAUCGGCAGGCUUUCCAGAACAUCACGGCCCCCAAUCCCCUGCUCGAGGUGGCCAAGUGCAACCAGGUGGUUCUGGAGAGCCACGCCUUCCACAACACCAAGGGUCCGCUCAGCGUGGCCAUAUCCGAGUGCAGUAACGUCGUCAUAAAGCCCAACGCCUUUUUCUGGCUCCUCCAGAUCACAGUCAAGGACGUGUCGAACCUCGUGCUCUCCAGCAAUUCGUUCAGGUUCGAGUCCCCGCAGCACGGACGGCAUGGACCAGCGACAAAGAUAAUGUUCCAGAACGUAAUGGUUCCGGUGCUGCCAGAGAAGGUGUUCCCCUCGACCGUGGCGGAAAUUCGUAUGGAAAAUUUCUGGACGAGAGCGAUAAAGAAGGACGCCUUUUGUGCGAUGAACAUUCUGAGCGUGAUGUUGAAGAACGCGUCCAUCGUCGAGAUAGAGUCCGGCGCCUUCAGCGACAGGACGCUCAUUUCCAGCUUGGAGUUCUUCGACGUCAGGGUGAAAACCGUGCACUCGAGAGCUUUCAGAGCUGGAUCUAACAAUCUCACCAUUCAGUAUUCCAGGCUGUUGGACGUGCAAUCUGGCGCUAUCGAUAUCACGGUGGCGAGCGUGACCUUCAACAACAACAAGUUCCACAGACUUCACCGUAACUCGAUCGCGUUCCACCAGUGGAACCGCAUAGCCAUCGAUUACAACAUCUUCCAGUACUUGGAAUCCGAAGCCAUGGUCAUUCCGAUUGUGGACACCGCGAAAUCGACCAACCUCGAGUUCUCGUUCACGAGUAACGACAUCCACGACGCUGAAACAAAAUCCCUGUCUUUCAUCGAGACCUCCCAGAGGGUUCCCAAUGCACGGGUCAGCAGUAAUUACUUCAACAGGACCUGCAACUGCAACCUCCAACCAUGGAUCCACGAGCGCGUGGGUAGCAACGCCUCGAUUUCUUGGAUCUUUGACUCGAGCUACUGCAUCGUCGACAAGCUGCUCAGGAACUGCUUCGACAUGCGCGAAGGUUACCUGGGCAUGCGCAACUACACCCAGACAAUCUGCACCAAGACGUCCCACACGAUAAACUGCAUUUACCACACCAACAAGUCCGAGACGGUCACCACUCCACCGAACGUUGGUCCGCACCAGUACCCGAGCCACCGAGGAUACUUCGACAUAGAGAUGAGCGACUUUGAGCAGUUGAAGCGCGAGAAGCUCAUCAUCAUCAUCGUGUGCGUCACCGCGGCCAUCACCCUCGUGAUAGCCGUCUUCACCUACAGCUGUUUGUACAUACGUAGACGCGGAGUUUGUCCCAAACUAAUCUCUGGCCAACCGAACCUGAACAACUCCUGGUUCUCAGCCACGAACGGCAUGACAGCUGCCACCUCGGCUAGAUCCAUCUCCAGGCUGAGCGUCAUCGAGUACGCUGGCCUCCAACCGGAGACGCAAACGCGGAUACUCGACAUAGAGGCACACCAGGAUGCCGUCGAAGAGAACGAAGGCGCAGCCGAGGGUUUCAACGCCUCCUACUCGGAAAACAAGGCCACGCAGACUCUACCCGAGGAACUGACUGCCGACUACUUGAAGGAGCUCAAGGAAAAACUUUACGACCCGGAGAACUACAACCACGCGAGGGCCAUGAUCGAGCACCUGUACGACUUGAUAAACGUCGAGGAGAGCUGCAACAACAACUACGAGAGGAGGAUGUCGGCGGACAACGAUGCGUACGACGUGAUAAGGCCGCGGGUAAAGAGGAGCCGAGCUGAAAGGACGCCGUCUGUGAAUGUGGGCACGAAGGCCCCGUCGUUGGAGAAACUGCUUCCCAAUCUGGUUCGGCCCAGACCUCAGCUGACGGAUUACGCGCAGCCGAGGGACCAGCAGAUUAUCGACCAGAACCACCUGUACACCGAGCUGCCGGGUGACGAAACGGUGCCGAGCACCAGUAGGCUGCCUCAGCCGGUGCUGGAGACCCUGGCCCACAGAGCCCAGCAGCUUUUGCCACCAGACGUUGUCAAUGGCCACAUGAACGGGAUCUCCAAUGGGUUGAUUUACGCCGACGAAGAUUACGACGACAGAAGGUUACAGGGUGCCGAGAGGCGAGCCAAGUUCUUCGGGGAUUCGGGUAUGACGAUGACAGGUACGAGGAAGGCCGAGGGCAAGAGGCCAAAUUUCUCGCAAGGGGAGUUUGCCGAUCCGGGAGUGCUGAACGCGCACUUGUACGCCGAGCUGACGGAGCCCAGGCAGCAGAUGUCCAGUGCUGCGUCGAACAAAAUGGCCAACAGACCACUGCCCACGAAGCCCGACCAGCAGGACGAACAGAUAGCCAAAACGUAGCCGUCUUUGCUCGCUUUCCUGAUCCCCUCCCCGAGGAGACAGUCAUUUUGAGAUACCUUGGGAUCAACGUUUUUGCACUGCCCCAUGCCGAGCGUUUCUGUUUUUUUGAGAUUGUUACGGAUGAUUUGUACAAAGUGUGAAAUGUAUUUUUUAUUUCGAGUUAAUAGAAACGCUCGCGCGUGAGAUCGGAAAUGUCAGUCCGAGGUGUCUUGCAAGAAUCAACAACCAUUACGCCUAUGUCUGUGAUAUCACAUUGUCGACUUGUAUAUAAAUGUCGGCUUCCGAAGAUAUAAUAUGUAUAAUU
This is a messenger RNA of Copidosoma floridanum, 3435 nucleotides long. RefSeq lists its product as uncharacterized. The record is from RefSeq and is a predicted model, not a curated record. NCBI's taxonomy places the organism in Eukaryota, Metazoa, Arthropoda, Insecta, Hymenoptera, Encyrtidae.